CUUUGAAAGACUGUAUCUCUCUCUCUCUCUCUCUCUGUAUAAUCUAUUUUCCUCUUCUUUUCUUUCUUAUUCAUAUAACAUUCAUCAGUUUGGGUUGAAUUGAAUAAAUCUAAUUUGUUGAGGACUUGGGAAAGGGGAAAAAAAAAAAAGAUGGGACGGCAACCAUGUUGUGACAAAGUUGGGUUGAAGAAAGGGCCAUGGACUGCAGAAGAGGAUCAGAAGCUUAUUAACUUCAUCCUCACCAAUGGCCAAUGCUGUUGGAGAGCUGUUCCUAAGCUUGCAGGAUUGUUAAGGUGUGGGAAAAGUUGCAGACUGAGAUGGACAAAUUAUCUAAGGCCAGAUUUGAAAAGAGGACUUUUAUCUGAAUAUGAAGAGCAAAUGGUCAUUGAUCUUCAUGCUCAACUUGGCAACAGAUGGUCUAAAAUUGCAUCUCAUCUCCCUGGAAGAACUGAUAAUGAGAUAAAGAACCAUUGGAAUACUCACAUAAAGAAGAAACUGAAGAAAAUGGGCAUUGACCCUCUCACCCACAAGGCACUAUCUAGUACUACAACUGAACCCCAACAGUCCCAGCAAAAGAAUCAAGUUUCAAAAGGUGGUUUAAAGUCUCAAGUAGUUGAUAAAAGUCCCAAGGAGCCUGAAACAUCAUUACAAUCCACAAUAAGUGAAGAAAAAAGCAUGGGAAGCCCUUUAUUUGACCCAAUGGAGAUGAUGAUGAUGAUGGACAAUGUUGAUGGUUUUUGUACAGAUGAAGUUCCAUUGAUUGAACCACAUGAGAUUUUGGUCCCUGCUGCACCAUCAACAUCUUCUUCCUGUGAUUCUUCAAAGUUGCUUGAGGAAUUGCAGUUGCCUGAUUUUGAAUGGCCCUCUGAUUGCAACACUAGCAGUGAUGAUAAUAACAACAAGAAGAUGAGCUUGUGGGAUGAUGAUGAUUUCAAUAACACUUGGGGGGAUUUGUUAAGUGACAGAUCAGAGCUUGCUCUUGAUGAUUCAUUGUCAUCUCCCUUAAUUCAGUGCCCAACAGGAAUGCCUUUUGAUCAGGAAUAUUCUUGGGCAUACAUAUGAGCUGUUAUGUAUGGUUUUGGUUUCUUCUUCUUUUAAUUGUGGGUUUUAUUUGUAGUUUUUGAUAGUCACUUGUCACAUAAGAGAAAGAAGAAAAAUAAGUUAUCAAGAAUAAAUGGGAAAUUUUCAUCACUGAUUUUUAGUCUUCCCCCCCCCCAAAAAAAAAACUUUUUCUUUUGUAUAUGAUGAAUUGGAGAGAAGAUCUCAAUGUGUUGUCAGUUCAAUUUUAUCUUAUUUAAUAAGAAAUGGAUUUAGUGAAGAGUCCUCUGAACUCUCAAGUACUCAUUACUUUA
Messenger RNA from Gossypium raimondii (Peruvian cotton), 1352 nucleotides. Its product is annotated as transcription factor MYB20. Bases 151 to 1062 code for a protein of 303 amino acids. The record is from RefSeq and is a predicted model, not a curated record. The transcript has 3 exons. NCBI's taxonomy places the organism in Eukaryota, Viridiplantae, Streptophyta, Magnoliopsida, Malvales, Malvaceae.